UUGAAUCCGGAUAAGACGGAGGUACUGUUGGUCAGUAGGAGACCCCACUGCCACCUCCCAUGGACCCAUGGACCCCGCUUCCACCUCCAACAACUCCCCCAAAGGGACACAAUGCAGCAGAAAAAUGAACACACAACCUCCAACAAUUCGUCAGUGUCAGAAUUUCUGCUCCUGGAAUUCUCAGACGAUCGGGAAAUGCAACUCUUACAUUUUCUCCUGUUCCUUUUGUGGUACCUAGCGAUAGCAGCAGGAAACCUUCUCAUCAUCUGCGCAGUCAUUCUUGACCAUCACCUGCACACCCCCAUGUAUUUCUUUCUGAUGAAUUUGGCCAUUCAGGACCUGGGUUCUGUUUCAGUCAUUGUCCCCAAAUCUAUCGCCAAUUCCCUCUUAAAUACCAGACACAUUUCUUUUUCUGGCUGUGUUGCUCAGGUUCUCUUCUUUGUCGUCUUUUCUGCUUCUGAUUUUGCACUUCUCACAGUUAUGGCUUAUGAUCGUUAUGUCGCCAUUUGCGAUCCAUUGCAAUAUGAGAUGGUGAUGAACAGGCAAGCCUGCAUUGAAAUGGUUGCUUGUGUAUGGCUCACUGGUCUUGUCUAUGCAAUCUUGCACACGAUUUGCACCUUUGCAACUCCUUUCUGCUCCAACGUUGUCAAUCAGUUUUUCUGUGAAAUCCCACAAUUACUUAAGCUCACUUGCUCUGACUCGUAUCUAAUUGAAAUGGGAGUUCUUGGGGUAAGUAUUAUCAUUGGACUAGGUUGCUUUAUCUUCAUCAUUGUCACUUAUGUGCACAUCUUCACUGCAGUGCUAAGAAUCCCUUCUGUGCAGGGAAGGCAAAAAGCUUUCUCAACAUGCCUUCCACACCUCAUUGUUUUCUCCAUGUUAGUUUUUGCCGGAAUCUUUGUCUACAUCAGUCCAUCCAACACUUCAUCUAAUCUGGGCCUGGCAUUUACUGUAACAUAUUCCAUGGUUCCACCGAUGAUGAAUCCAGUAAUCUACAGCAUGAGAAACAGAGAGAUCAAGAACGCUGUGUCAAAGCUUAUUCGGUUUUAG
Messenger RNA from Hemicordylus capensis (graceful crag lizard), 1047 nucleotides. RefSeq names its product olfactory receptor 14A16-like. Gene Ontology annotation, biological process: G protein-coupled receptor signaling pathway. Gene Ontology annotation, cellular component: membrane. The transcript is spliced from 2 exons. The record is from RefSeq and is a predicted model, not a curated record. The coding region runs from base 112 to 1047 and encodes 311 amino acids. NCBI's taxonomy places the organism in Eukaryota, Metazoa, Chordata, Lepidosauria, Squamata, Cordylidae. Gene Ontology annotation, molecular function: G protein-coupled receptor activity; olfactory receptor activity.